AUGGCUCUAGGAUCAGGACUUUUGUGUCUCCUGCUUGUGCUCACAGGAGCUCAGGGCUUCGGGAUAUUACCGGGAAAGUCUCUGAGUCACCUUGAAAUCACAGAGCGGGCUAUUUUAAAUGUCACUGUGCAAGUGUGCCGGUUUCUGGCUGCAGCUGAGGGAGCAGACUUCUCUUUUCCUGUAGGGUUCCCCUUCCACAUUUUUUUUCCUAACCAUCUGUAAGUACAUUCAUUUUAGUACUUCAAUUAAUUUUUGACUCUAUGUAGGCCCAGCCUUACACUGCAGAUGGGGUUGCUGUUUCCUGCGGUGCACCAAAAUCCUCCAAGAACUUCCGCCAAGCGAUCACGUUUAUCACCUUGAGUAACGCGCGAGUGGAUCUCCGCCAUGCUCUUAAUGCCAGCUUCCACUUUGAUGAGGAGAUGUUUGUUCAAGGGAGGAAAAUCAUCACUGAGGGGAUAGAGGCCAUCAAAGCAAGCAACAAGCAAGAAAACUACGAGGCAGCCAGGCGGACACUGGGAGAGAUUUUUCAUCCUUUACAAGUAUUUAUGACUAUUGAAAAAAAGCAUUACCAAUGGUGUUUGACAGCUAGUUAAGAUAGUUUACUAAUCUUUGUCUUAUUUUCUCUUCUUGAAGGACUUUUACAGUCACAGUAACUGGGUAGAGCUGGGGAACGAAUUCCCAAACUCCAAUCUGCUCAGGUCAAAUGUCAGCAUUGGGAAUCUAGCAGGUAAAAAAAAAGAUUGUAUGAUGUGAUGACUGUUCCAGUUUGGAUGUGAAUGAAGAAAACAUCAUCUCUACGUAAAACUUCCCCAGAUGAAAGCAUGCCCACGUGUCGCAGCUGCGAUGGAGAUGACUGCAGCAACAAUAUCCUAGAGGAUGUGAUAAAAGGGAAGUUCCUGACCUCUGGAUACUUCAGUGUUGUGCUUUUCUCUGCAACCAAACCAAAAGGUGAUGAGUCAUUCAACGCUAACGAUGCCGUACUGUCAUUACACUGAUAAAGUUUCACUUUCACAGACAUAUUUUUACCUGUUUCUCCCAUAUGUGUCUGAUGAAAGCUGCUUAAAACCUUAUAAUUAUUUAGAGAUAGAAAACAAAUGGGCACAAUGUUAUGGUGAUAUUAAAGCAAUAUGUAUUAUAUGGGGGCCGAGAACCGCCACUGCUGCAAAUCAAAAAGAAUGCAAAAAAAAAAGAAGUCACAACAGAAGUUACUGAUGAAAAUAAAAGGAAACCAAACCUGCUGCAAAUAAAAAAAGAGGCGGUGCAGUUACAAAAAAAAAAAAAAGCCACAACGGAUGUUAAUGACAAAAAAAAAAGUGGUGAUAGAAAAGCUCCUGAGUCGAUUUGAAAUUGAACUGGAGGAUGCCAGUGUAGUGUUAGCCUCAGUUCAACUUCAUAUCGACUCAGGCGCUACAUGGUCUAACCAAAAGACACAUUGAAAAGAACACGAAGCAAAAUUAAACAACAACGUUUCUACUAAAUUUUUCGCUCUCCUUCUCGCCGUCGUCUUCUAUGCCUAGAUCGUAAAACACCGGUGCAUCAUCAUUAUUGGUCCCUGACAGCUCACUUCCGUUGUGGCUUUUUUUAUUUGCAUCCUUUUAUUUUUGCAGUCCGUAACUUUUUUUUUUUCUAUCACCACUUUUUAUUUUUUGCGUCGUUAACUUUCUUCAUGGCUUUUUUUUUUAUCUGCACCGUUUCCUUUUCUAUUUGCAGCAGUGGUGGUUCUUGGCCACCGUAAUAUUAGCCGCACAUAAUACAUAUACAUCAUUAAUCUUUUCGCCAUGCACUCUCUGUAAAAGGAAAAUGCAGCCAUGGAGGAGCAGUAGAUCAAACCAGCACCAUCGAUCCUAAAGGUGGAAUAAACAAGGACACUUUUGGUUCCAGUCAUGGACACCUUCACACUCAGGCAGCAAACAUGGCCAUCGCUGCAACCAGUGAGCUGCUGGAGGACAUCCGAGAGGCCGCUGGUGAUAGACCGUUCCUACAGUAAGAGACAUGUUCUGUAUUUGGAAGUUUCUGUUUCUGAAGGGGGGCAGAGGCUCUUUCAUCGAAACUCAUCUCUGUAUAUUUAAGGAUGUUGAGGCUGUCCAAAGGAUCCAGCAAAGCUCUUUGUUUUGUUAUUGACACGACAAAAAGCAUGAGCGAUGAAAUAGAAGCUGUGAGGACCGUCACCACUUUCAUUAUCAACAGUGAGGUGGGAACAGAAACUGAGCCUGCGUCUUAUAUUCUGGUACCUUUCAGUGAUCCAGGUAGGCGUUUCAUUCAGUUUACCUCAUUUUAUGUCUGUUUUACUGGUAAUGUUGAGCAUUUUAUUGUGGUAAAAAGCCCAAUGUCAGGGCCUGCUUAUAGAACCAGAAAUAAUGUUUUAAGUGGAAAUAAGUCAGCAGGUUUCCUUGUGUGACUCUGAUUCCUGUCUCUGAAUGAAAUCCAGAGGUUGGACCUCUGAUAAAGACUACAGACCCCAAAAUCCUUGAGGGUGUCCUCAUGUCAUUACCAGUCUCUGGCGGUGGAGAUGAUCAGGAACUGAGUCUCUCAGGACUUCAGGUGGGGUGAUGUUCAUUAAAUGAGUUUUACUCCAGUACAGCUUGUCCUGAUGUGCUGAGGGCUCAAACUCUUUGUUCUUUGGCUCCACCUUGUUCACGUUUAGCUGGCUUUAAAUGGGGCUCCUUCAAAUUCGGAGAUCUUCCUCUUCACGGAUGCUCCUGCUAAAGACAAACAACUGAGGAGCUCAGUGAUUGCACUCAUAGAGCGGACACAAUCUGUGGUGAGAUUCAGAUUUAUUGAUUUAAUUUGUGCUUUUAUGCUGCUAAGUGAUUGAUCCAUCAUUCUCCCUUUUUCCUGUCCAGGUCAACUUUAUGAUUUCUAGCUCAACAUCAACCAACAAAAGGAGGAGAAGGCGAGAUGACAGCCAGCAGCAACAAAACAGGAUAACAGCCUCAGAUGCUCAGCUGUACAGAGAACUGGCUCAGGCCUCUGGAGGUCAGAUUGUUGAAGUCACAAAAGAUGAACUCGUUACAGCCGCCACAAUCCUCUCAGACACUCUGAACUCUUCUCUGGUGAGAAAAUAAAGAUCUAACUGGUGUGAACAUGUCAGCUAAAAGACUUCAGCUGUUUCAUCUGUUGAACGACAUCUUCCAGGUGACACUUCUGCAGGCAGCAAGAAGCCCCGGAAAAGAAGAUGUUUUUUCUUUUCUGGUUGAUGAGUCGAUAACAAACCCGACUGUAUACAUAACUGGGCAGUCAGUCACUGUUACACUCACCAACCCCUCAGGUAACAGCACUGAUUUUAGCCUCAUCCUGAAUGGGCGCUACAGUAGAGGCAGCAUGUGUUUCUUUUAGCAAAUAAGAGAAUAAGUCAGGAGAUUUCUGCCUGCUGCUAUGAUAACAAUCUAUUCAAGUAUUUAAUCUCAUCUUCAAAACGAGGUAAUUUAUUUGUUUUUAAAGGUGAAUCUCAGCAAAGCACAGACACAACAGGAUCCCUGAUCACAUCAUCACAAUCAGUGGGAAACCUCCAGGCUCUGCGGCUGAAAAAGCUUGUCGGAUCAUGGAAUAUAAGAAUGGUGUCAGCGAAUCCCUACACUCUGAAGGUCAUAGGUGAGAUUACCAUUUAUCCAAAAAAAAGAAGACUUGUUUCAUCAAGUCACUCAGGCCACAUUAUUGACACAAAUUAAUAUCCCUCACUUUGGGACUAUAUGAUCAUCUUUGGUUUGAUCUUUGAAAGUGCAGUGUGUCACACGCAACCAUAGACUGUAUAUAGACUGGACGCCGUCUGCCUCCUCGCUGGGUGAAGCCACUCCGAGAACAGCACCCUCUGAUGAUGGGCUGCAGUAUAGGUUAUAAGUCCCGCCUCCGCCAGUCAUCCUUAUGGAGCUGUGAACAAAAUUUAGAAAUGUAUUACACAGGAUAUAAAAUUUUCUCCCCUCUGGUUGCAAUGUUAACAUGUAGUCACUGUAAAACUGGUUUGUGCUCAAGUCCUUUUUUUCUGUUAAGCUCCGUUUUUAAAAGUUAUCAGUGGGUUCAUGUUUUCUAUGAUUGACACUUGAUACAGCCUAUGGGCGUACGAAGAUUGCGUAGCUCACCCAAGGGAUACGCAGUCUGAGCCGAGCGUCAUCACAGCGACUCUCCCGCCGAAUGCGUACAAUGCUACUGCGCAAUGUUGGCUUCAGGAAGCGGAGAAAAAAACGCUGAAUUACCAAGAGUUUUUCGGCUUCAAAUCCAUAUACUGUCGGAAAAUGGAACUAAGCGAUCCAUAGUAUAUACAGUCUGUGCACGCAACACAUAAUCAAGGUGCAUCGUCGCGCCAAAAUUUUGCUUGAAUCGAGGCACUACAUAAAACAAUAUUUUAUGUAGUAAUAUAUUUUAAAACUAUAAAAUAGUUAUAAAACAAUAUUUUAUUUAGUAAUGUUACCAUUGUAAUCACUAUCAUUGUCAUCACAGCUGAGCAGUUUCGAAUAGAGGACUUUUAUAACUGUUUGCAGGAAUUUAGUUCUGAAAAGCUUUUUUCUCUUCAGGUCAGAGUGAUAUUGACUUCCUGUUUGACUUUGUGGAGGAAUCUCAGGGACCAUUUGAAGGAUACGAUGCUCUUGACAGCCGUCCGAGGGCAGGUAAAGAAAACUGAAAUUAUGUAUUAUGUUGAUGAUUUGCUGAUGUAUUUUAUUAAUGUCAAAUCAGAUUAUUUCUUAUUAUCUUACCAGGUGUCAAUGGCAGCUUGUUGGUGUCUUUAACCGGAAGUGACACCGCCACAGUGACAGAAGUGACCUUGGUGGAGUCGUGGGGAUCAGAGGAGAUUAAAGGAGUUGUGGAGCCACAGGGGAGCAGUCGCUUCUUGGUCCACGUAGACCGCAUCCCGUCAGUGGAGUUUGCUGUGCGGGUGAUGGGGAGAGAUGACAGUUUCAACUCGAGAGCUUCAAUAGUUUUCCAAAGGCAGUCGAGCACUCACUUCAGAUCCUCCAAUUUGACUAUCUCUGUGAGUAUCUGUGGUGAGCUAUUGUGGAGUCAGAGGAACAAAUAUUCAGAAAAUUGAAUCCAUAUAUUAAAGCUCUUUAUCACUCCAGAUUCUUACCUUAUAUCCUUUAUUUUUAGGGUGACGCUGACAGCAUCUUUGUACCACUUGGACCAUUCUCUGUGACUUUCUCUGUGACGGCCCUUGGACAAGGGGGAAACUUUACAAUCCGAGCAACCAACAACCAAGGUUUUUCAUCAACUUUUCCAACCAGCUUACAACUGGAAACUGGAAAAAUGGCAAAUGGUACAGUGACCCUCUUGGCACCCCGUAAUACACCAUCUGGCACUGAUGUCAGGUUGACCAUCGAGGCUGAGGCUUCCGACGGCGAGGAUUCAAACUACAUAGUGCUGCGAUCCACAGUUAUCAACACGGUAAUAGUCUCACUGAAGAACCACAUUGAUUUGUACAAUUCUUUGCCAAGUCGUAGUCCUGGUCAAUAGAAGACAUCAGAAUUGUUUUUGCAAUGAAAAUAAGGCACCUGGAUAAUCCAGGCUUUAAACGGAUAUUCUGGAGUAAAAUUAAUUUAGGGUCAAACACACUGUAACACCGAGUUAAACACCCCCUCGAGAGAUGAAUGUUGCUGACCGCUUGCUUCUCAAGUUAUACCAACUUUAGUAACGACUGCAGGAUAGCAGUACACAGCUGUCUGAUGAGCCAUAAACAAACCUCAACCAAACGCAACUCUGUAACCACAAAUACUGCUCAGAACAGCACCUAACUUCAUCAACAGUACAUAAAGGGUCCCAGCCAUAGUACUAGCCACCAAACAUUUUUUUAGCUUUGCCUGAUUUCUUUAGCAAAGAGACUAAACACAACUCACCUACUCUCCUUCAGCAGCCGCUUGUUUGUAGGAAGACCUCCAGGCGAGUCCAAUAUGGACUACAGUGGAGUGACGCAGCUCAAGGAAGAACAUUUAUGAUCAUUUCUUUAUCAUUUCCUUGAAGUAAUAAUCACCAUAUUUAUCAUUUUACACUGCAGACGCGGUAGUUCUUCUGCCUUAGUGUCUCGAUCUGAUUGCAUAUCCCUGAAGAAAUGAUCAUAAAUGUUCUUCCUUGAGCUGCGUCACCCCACUGCAGUCCAUAAUGGACUCGCCCAGAGAUCUCCCUACAAACAAGUGGCUGCUGGAAGAAAAUAGGUGAGUUGUGUUUAGUCUCUUUGCUAAAGAUAUCAGGCAAACUAAAAAGAUGUUUGGUGGUCUAGUGCUGUGGCUGGGACCCUAUAUGUACUGUUGAUGAAGUUAGGUGCUGUUCUGAGCAUUAUUUGUGGCUAUAAAGUGGCGUUUUGGUUGAGGUUUGUUUAUGGCUCCUCAGACCGCUGUGUAUUGCUAUCCUGCAGUCGUUACUAAAGUUGAUAUAACUAGAGAAGCAAGCGGUCGGCAACAUUCAUCUCUGGAGGGGGUGUCUAACUCUGUGUUACGGUGUGUUUGACCCUAAAUUAAUUUUACACCAGAAUAUCCCUUUAACUUCACGUUUGUUUUUUGACUUAGUGAUUGAUGUAAAACCAUCUGUCUGCAUCCACUUUAUCUCCCUCAUAGAUAGCAGAUUUUAUCGAGCCAGAGUGUCAGCUGCUCAGCUUUCAGUCCAACUGCUCUGGCUUAGCAAACUGCAGCGACUCAUCGUGGACGGUCUUUCUGCGGGUGACUGAUGGAGCUGAGGGGACAGGUGUUAACCAUGUACGGCUCAUCCAGGGAAAUGGGACCAUAAUCACCAACCCUGCUGCUGACAACGCCAAUGUAACAAUGGUCUUCUAUAGCUCAUCCUGCUGCUCACCUGAUAUGGAACUGCUGGUGGCCGAUAACAUCGGUAAUGUAGGCAGCUGUUUCUACUCCUCCAAAAUGAAUGCACCAGCUGCUUUUUCUGAGUCCACUAGAGUCACACAAAUGUCGCUUUUCUCCUUAUGUAUUUUGAUAUUUGGGCUCCAAGUCUUAACAGAACUAAGAGUCUGUUGA
Xyrichtys novacula (pearly razorfish) is the source of this 6950-nucleotide messenger RNA. The record is from the annotation of a GenBank genome assembly. NCBI's taxonomy places the organism in Eukaryota, Metazoa, Chordata, Actinopteri, Labriformes, Labridae.